This is a messenger RNA of Guyanagaster necrorhizus, 1971 nucleotides long. RefSeq names its product dynein intermediate chain. Gene Ontology annotation, molecular function: dynein heavy chain binding; dynein light chain binding. Bases 1 to 1971 code for a protein of 656 amino acids. Gene Ontology annotation, biological process: transport along microtubule. Lineage: Eukaryota; Fungi; Basidiomycota; Agaricomycetes; Agaricales; Physalacriaceae. Gene Ontology annotation, cellular component: cytoplasmic dynein complex. The record is from RefSeq and is a predicted model, not a curated record. The transcript has 10 exons.
AUGUCGUCCGACAGAAGGCGAGCGGAAAUCGAGGCAAAGCGAGCCAAGCUUGCUGAGCUACGGCAAGCAAGAAUCAAUAGACAAAAUGAACGGAAAACCUCGGAUCGAGAGCAGGGAUCUGGCACUGGAACCAGCACUCCACGUCGGUUAGGUGACGUUGACGAUAUCCUCAAUAAUCUCCUGCGCGACAACCGGGGAACAGGAGGGGACAGUGGCGACCUAACACCCGGAUCGUCAAUACCUGGUACACCGUCUCUUGGCCAGCCAAAUCUCCCAGCAUCAGUUUCAGGGCGUGCUAGCCGUGCCAGCGACUUUUCAUCCAGUAUAGUGACGACUUUGCCUCCGUCGCAGAGCUCUGCCACCGACAACGUUAUAGAUCGCAGAGAAAUCACCCCUCGGUUCAUACCCGAUCUCAUUGAUGUGGAACAAGAACUUUUCGAAUUACCUCGAAAGGAACGCGUAAUAUACAGCAAGUCUGUACAGACAGUGGAAGUGGAGACGGCGCCUUCACCUAUGUUUGAAGAGGAAUUACGGCAGCGCGUGCUUAAAGAAAGGGAAACAAACGCGGAGGAAGCAUUGGAUAAAGAAUUAGAGGCAGAGAGUGUCAAACUAGACGAAGAGAUUGAGCAGGAGAUUCAGGAGAUACCACCUGAGGAGCUCGCCGGAAUUCUUGCUGCACCCGAACUUCUUGAAUUUGUGGAUCGAACUACCAAAAUAUUCCACCGAGCCUUGAAUGACCAUUACGAUUAUAUCCGCGACUACAGAAUUGGUACCGAAACGGGGGGCAGGGAUGAGUCCGAAGGACGUGUCAAGCGAGUCUGCGAAUUCUGGGACGAACGCUACGGAAAAAAUCGAUCUAUCACUGAUGUUGACUGGUCCCCGCAGUAUCCGGAGCUGAGUGUGGCUUCUUACAACAAGAAUCCCGCUGCAUUGAACGAGCCUGAUGGUAUCGUUGCCGUAUGGAAUCUACAUCUACUCGAACGGCCAGAAUUUGUCUUUCAUUCUCAAUCUGACGUCCUGUCUGUUACAUUCUCCCCCUUCCAUUCGAAUCUCGUUUUUGGUGGCACGUAUUCCGGUCAGAUCUUGCUGUGGGACAACCGAUCCAAACACCUACCAGUCCUGAAGACACCGUUGUCGGCUGCCGGGCACACUCAUCCCGUAUAUUCUAUGCAAAUGGUUGGAACCCAGAAUGCCCAUAACUUGAUCACAUGUAGUACGGAUGGCACUGUCUGCAGCUGGCUGGUUGACAUGCUGGCGCAGCCUCAGGAAACCUUGGAGCUUAUCCACGCUGGGCAUAAUAAAACCGGAGAGGUUGCUGUGACGACGUUAGACUUUCCCGACAACGAAACAACCACAUUUUGGGUAGGCACAGAAGAAGGCAAUGUGUACCAAGCUAAUCGGUAUGACCGAGCUGGCGCAAAGGCGGGUCUGAACCAAUACGACGUGUACAAAGGCCAUGCCGGCCCCAUCAUAGGCCUCCAUUUCCAUCCACUCAUAGGCUCGGUAGAUUUUUCUGAUCUAUUCUUGACAAGUAGUGUGGACUGGACUGUGAAAUUAUGGAGGGCCAAAUCUCUAACCAAACCAUCGACAAGUCCACACGUCAUUUCUCCGCUUUAUUCCUUCGAUGAAGCAGAUGACUAUGUGUACGAUGUGAAGUGGCAUCCAACACAUCCGGCACUCUUUGGAACAGUAGAUGGUGCUGGGAAAUUUGAUUUGUGGAAUCUAAAUGCGAAUACUGAGGUUCCGUUCGAUUCGACCACGGUUGGAUCUGGGCGCGCUAUCAACAAGCUCCAAUGGGAUCAUAAGGAUGGCAGACGUGUUGCCUUGGGAGGUAGCGAUGGCAAGCUUUAUGUGUAUGACAUCGGGGACAUAGCUUUGCCGAAGGAGUCGGAGUGGAAUGAGCUGCAGAAGACUAUCACGGGUAUCUCAGGUGGCGGUCAGGCGAAUGGGUCGCAGAUGGAGAAUCUCUGA